UGGCUUUGAAACACUAAUCGAUUUUUAGUAAAUAAAAUAAACAACGCCGGUCGCAUCUCAAUCGCGAAAUUGAAUUCUUAUCAAAACACAAAAGGGAUUUAAAGUUUUUAACUAUCAAAGGUUAGAUUGACUGAAAUAUGGACUCUGCUGUUUUAAGCUCAGGUUCAGGAAUGGCCAAUUACUCUUCCGGCGUAUAUGUUGAUCCAUUCUUAAAGCGACAAAAGAUUGAGGACAUGUCUCCCGAAGAGUUCCUCGUCGUUCCCAUCGCUGAUCUUAAUCAGAGUGGUCCACUGACGGCAGGUCCAGGUGCAAAACGCGACGUUGCUGCUUCAAUUCUGGGCGUUGCACUACCAAAACUUGAACGCCGGGAUCAAGAUGAUAUUGCGAGGGCAAAAAAGUAUGCUAUGGAACAAAGUAUAAAAUAUGUCUUAAUGAAGCAGACGCUAGCUCAUCAACAACAACAGGCCAAAUCUCUUCAGAGACACCAAGCCCUCGUCCUAAUGUGUCGCGUCUACAUUGGUAGUAUUAGUUUCGAGUUGAGGGAGGAUACGAUUCGUCAAGCUUUUGCUCCUUUUGGUCCGAUCAAAACUAUAAAUAUGUCCUGGGAUCCAGUGGCACAGAAGCAUAAAGGAUUCGCCUUUGUGGAAUAUGACCUUCCUGAAGCGGCACAACUGGCGUUGGAGCAAAUGAAUGGGGUUAUGAUUGGUGGACGAAAUAUCAAGUGUGGACGAGAUACAAGGAUAAAGUUUUCGCACAUGGAUCAAGUCAUUGACGAAGUUAUGGAUGAGGCAAGAGAGUACCACCGAAUUUAUAUUGCCUCAAUUCAUCAAGAUUUGACCGAGGAUGAUAUUAAAAGUGUUUUUGAGGCUUUUGGAAAAAUAAAAUCCUGCAAGUUGGCUCCUGGCGCUGCCCCUGGAAAGCAUCGAGGAUAUGGUUUUAUCGAGUACGAGAAUGCCCAAUCAGCAAUGGAAUCUAUUGCUUCCAUGAAUCUUUUUGAUCUUGGUGGGCAGUACCUUCGAGUUGGGAAAGCCAUAACUCCACCGAACGCGUUGCAAGUAGUAGCCCCUGGACAAAAUCAGAUGCCAACCGCAGCCGCCGUGGCAGCGGCUGCGGCUACUGCAAAAAUUCAAGCGAUGGAAGCAGUUACCAAUACUGCUGCGGUUUUGGGACUUACUAAGGAACCUUCAACUCCACCCAUGGCAGUGGCUCCGCCCGCACUCAUUGUUCCGACGAUUAUUCCAACGUUAUCCAACAUGUCGGGUUUGGUCAAUCCACCUCAAUUGGUUACCCCUACACUUGGAAGACUCAGUUCGAUAACUCACGCUCCCAAAUUGUCAUCAGUUCCUCCACCUGGAAUUGUAUUGCCACCCCCAGGUUUGGUUACACCGGGGACAAGUAGUGCUUCCGGAUUUGGACCAGCGGUUCAAAUACCUCCCCCUAGCAUUGCCGUCCCCACAGCAAUCGGAGGAAUGCAGGUGGGAAAGGCAGCAGCACUAGCUGCAACUACAGCGGCCGCCGUUGCAGCAAAUGCAGCAGUUAAAGAAGAUAUUAUGAAGAAAUUGACAGAAGUUGAGAGUGAAAAUACCAGCUUGUCGUCACAAGAAAACAUGUCAAUUAGAGGUCAAAGUGCGAGACACAUUGUAAUGCAAAAACUCAUGAGGGAUGAAAGCUCUCCUGUUAUUGUCCUCAAGAAUAUGGUAACUCCAGAAGACGUUGAUGAAACAUUGCAGGAUGAAAUUACAGAAGAAUGUCAAAAUUAUGGGACUGUAAAUCGUGUCAUAAUUUACCAAGAAAAGCAGUCUGAUGAAGAAGAUGCUCCAGUGAUUGUGAAAAUAUUUGUAGAAUUUACAUCCCCCGUUGAAGCAGACAGAGCUAAAGCAUCGCUUCAUAAUAGAUUUUUUGCCGGUCGUAAAGUCAUCUGUGACAUUUAUGAUUUAGUCCUGUAUCGAAAUGAAGAUUUGUCCGGGUGAACAGCAUGAGUGACUGAAAUUAUUGUAUGUAUGUGUGUACUUAUAUGUAGCUAUUUAAUAGAUAUAUUUUAUACUUGUACGUAAUAUUGAGACAGUUUUAAUUUGUAUUCCCUAUACCGCUGGAAGUAGUUUAAAAUAAAAAUUAAUCACAAAUUCAUUACUA
Folsomia candida is the source of this 2133-nucleotide messenger RNA. It is a transcript of the gene hfp, whose product is annotated as poly(U)-binding-splicing factor PUF60. Gene Ontology annotation, biological process: mRNA splice site recognition; alternative mRNA splicing, via spliceosome; regulation of alternative mRNA splicing, via spliceosome. The transcript has 8 exons. Gene Ontology annotation, cellular component: catalytic step 2 spliceosome; precatalytic spliceosome. Bases 138 to 1970 code for a protein of 610 amino acids. The record is from RefSeq and is a predicted model, not a curated record. Lineage: Eukaryota; Metazoa; Arthropoda; Collembola; Entomobryomorpha; Isotomidae. Gene Ontology annotation, molecular function: RNA binding.